AUGGCCAGUGACUUGGAAUCCGCCCGUGAGAAACAGGCUCUAUCAGAAGACAGCCACCAUGGCCAAUCCAGCGACCCUGAACAAACAACAACUGAACAGGAGACGAAGGACAAUGUGGUCGACUGGGACGGACCAGACGAUCCCCAAAAUCCGAUGAACUGGCCAAAAUGGAAACGUCUGAUCCAAGUCGCCUUCGGCAGCCUUUUCUUGCUCACUGCCAAUCUCGCCGCGACAAUGUUUGCUCCUGGAGCUGCCACGCUUGCGAACGAUUUCCAUAUCACGAGUUCCACGAUUACAAGCCUCACCGUGUCCAUCUACCUUUGCGGCUUCGCCAUUGGGCCCAUGGUCAUUGCACCACUCUCUGAGCUGUACGGAAGGCUUAUCAUCUACCAUGUCUGCAACGUCAUGUAUGUUGGUUUUACCAUCGGCUGUGCUCUAGGCAAAAACACCGGCAUGUUUCUCGCCUUUCGAUUCCUUGCUGGAUGCGCUUCCUCAGGCCCUUUGACAGUCGGCGGAGGAACAGUCGCCGAUGUCGUCCCGCCAGCUCAGCGUGGGAGUGCAAUGUCUCUGUUCUAUGUGGGACCGCUUCUCGGACCGGUGUUGGGCCCAAUAGCUGGUGGCUUUGUGUCCGAAUCAAUUGGCUGGCGAUGGACCUUUUGGAUCAUCACAAUCUUGGCUGCUGUAUCAUUUGUCGCAUCCGUAUUCUUCCUCCGUGAGACCAAUGCCGCCGUACUUCUAUCACGGAAAGCUGCUCGUCUCAGAAAAGAAACCGGCAAUCCGGCUUUGGUUUCGAAGAUGGAACGAAACCUGACUCCCCGGCAGCUAUUCAUCCUUGCUAUUUCUCGACCAACAAAGCUUCUAUUCUUGUCGCCAAUCGUUCUCCUACUUUCUCUCUUAUGUGCCUUCUUUUUCGGCCUCAUGUUUCUUCUGUUCACCUCCUUUCCUACCGUCUUUGAGGAACAAUACCACUUCUCUGCCGGGGUGUCUGGUCUAUCAUAUCUCGGUCUCGGAAUUGGAACGGCCGCCUCUCUCGUAGCCUUUGCCCUCCUCAGCGACAGGAUGCACAAGGCACUAGGAGAUUCACCCAAACCCGAAGGACGUCUGAAGCCAAUCAUGUGGGCCUUGCCCACCGUGCCCAUCGGCAUGUUCUGGUAUGGCUGGGCGGCAGAGAAGCAGGCUCACUGGAUCGUGCCCAUCAUCGCCACCACUGUCUUUGGCUUCGGCUAUCUCUUGGUCCUCAUGCCAACUCAACUCUACUUGGUGGAUGCUUUUGGCGCCGAGGCUGCCGCCUCUGCGUUGGCUGCCAACACGAUCCUCCGAUGUCUCUUCGCAGCUUUCCUUCCACUGGCGGGGCCGUCUUUGUAUGCCCGCCUUGGACUUGGGUGGGGGAAUAGUGUGCUGGGUUUCAUCAGCUUGGUGUUUCUUCCGGUGCCGUUUCUGUUUUAUCGUUACGGAGGGUGGCUGAGGGAGCGCUUUGUUGUGAAGCUAUAA
Molecule: messenger RNA, 1491 nt
Organism: Clonostachys rhizophaga
Lineage: Eukaryota; Fungi; Ascomycota; Sordariomycetes; Hypocreales; Bionectriaceae
Source: the annotation of a GenBank genome assembly